AUGAUGAGGCAUCUAACAGGUCGUUAUCCACAAUCUGUAGCUGUUGGUGAUUUGAACGGCGACAAACGAUUAGAUAUCGUUGUCGCCAAUAGUGAUAGCAACAGUGUGAGCGUCCUUCUUGGAUAUGGUGAUGGUUCUUUUGCGAAUCAAACCAGCUAUCAAACUGGCAAUAGACCACGAUGUGUUGCUAUUGGUGAUUUCAACAACGAUAAUCGACUGGAUAUAGUUGUCGCCAAUACUGAUAGCGAUAGUGUGAGUAUCCUUCUUGGAUAUGGUGAUGGCUCUCUAACAGAUCAAAGCAUGUAUUCAACAGGCCGUUUUCCACAAUCUGUAGCUGUUGAAGAUGUCAAUAACGACACCCGACUGGAUAUUAUUGUCGCGAAUUAUGCUACUCAUAAUGUGAGCGUUCUUCUUGGAUAUGGUAAUGGUCUUUUCGCAAAUCAAAUCCAAUACUCAACUGGCAAUAUUCUACGAUCUGCAGCUAUUGGUGAUUUCAAUAACGACAAGCGACUAGAUAUCGUUGUCGCAAAUGUUUUAGACAAUAGUGUGAGUAUAAUGCUUCAACAUAACAGAGGAUUUCUGAAAAACGAAAUGACCUACGCAUCUGGCGUGGCUUCUGGACUACGAUAUGUUGUGGUUGAUGACAUAAACAACGACACUCAACUUGAUAUCAUUGUUGCUAAUUUCGGCACUAAUAAUGUUGGUAUCCUUUUUGGAUACGGAAAUGGUACUUUUCUUAGCCAAAUGAUACUCAAUACUGGCUCAAAUUCUCACCCGUCGUCGGUUGCCAUUGGUGAUUUUAAUGGUGAUACUCAACGAGAUAUCGCUGUUGCCAACUACGGUACUAAGAAUACAAGUAUUUUGCUUGGAAAUGGAAACGGAGCGUUUACAAGUCAAACAAGUAAUGGAAUUCCCUUUGAUUUUGCUCCGAUUGCUAUUGUUGCUGCUGAUUUCAAUAAUGAUAGACGAUCGGAAAUUGUUGUAGCAUAUGGUGACAGUGAAAAUGUGGAUAUCUUUGUUGCUUUCAACUUUGUUUCUUUUACAAAUCGAAUUAUGUAUGCAACAGACAAAGGGNGUUAG
This is a messenger RNA of Rotaria sp. Silwood2, 1080 nucleotides long. The record is from the annotation of a GenBank genome assembly. Lineage: Eukaryota; Metazoa; Rotifera; Eurotatoria; Philodinida; Philodinidae.